Xenopus laevis (African clawed frog) is the source of this 3421-nucleotide messenger RNA. It is a transcript of the gene lhx2.S, whose product is annotated as LIM homeobox 2 S homeolog. Gene Ontology annotation, molecular function: DNA binding; RNA polymerase II transcription regulatory region sequence-specific DNA binding; DNA-binding transcription factor activity, RNA polymerase II-specific. Gene Ontology annotation, cellular component: nucleus. NCBI's taxonomy places the organism in Eukaryota, Metazoa, Chordata, Amphibia, Anura, Pipidae. The record is from RefSeq and is marked provisional. Gene Ontology annotation, biological process: regulation of transcription by RNA polymerase II; regulation of DNA-templated transcription; neuron differentiation.
AACUGCAGAGCAGAAAUAAAGAAGGGAGCUUCUCACUUUAAGGGAUUACAGCAAGUCCAUGCUGAAGAGGACCCUCCUCCCCCAUUACUCACACACAUAGCCCUGCCUGCAGGAACGAAAAAACUUAUCACAACAACGGUCCCCUAGCAGAUCUACAGCACCCAUCAUUUAGAAGUUUGAGGCUGGAAAUCCUCUCUCUUUCCUUAAAACUUUAAUUUUUUUUAAAUGCCCAUUCUGAAUUUUGACAACUGAUCUCCAACGGACUGUGGGCAUUCAUUCACUUACUUGUCUCUGGAGUGAAGUGCUGUUUAAUACAUGCAAUGAACGAAAGAGGACUUGAAACCUUAUUGCUUCGUAUCUAGAAGGCUUAUCAUUCCUAACCAAGGUGUCUUCAGCUUGCCCCCUCUCCUUCUGACAGAUUUCACAGUCAUCUCCUAAUUUUACCAGCACGUACAGUUAAAGGGACUUUUCAGUUACUGCUUGCACUGGGAUAAACUCCACCGACCACCUGAAGAUGCCCAGAUAUGCCCUUCAAGACUGACUCCUAGCAGUGUUGCUAUUUCUGGGGGCACAUCACAUGACAUUCCCAAGUCAGGAGGGUCCAGGACUCUUUGGUUUGUUUUGAUAUUAAUAUAUAUAUUCCUUAUCCCAUCUGGUUCAGCUUUUCAUUUACUGGAAGAAGCAACACAGGAACCCGACCUCCUUUGUUGGUCUGGAUAUUCGGUGCAUGGCUUAGGACUCCAGUGUAUGCAAUUAGGCAACCAAAGCAUCUGUAAAGAUUCCCACGUGUGUCAUUUCCACGCUCCGGAGAUGCUUUUCCACAGUCUAUCAGGGGGGGAGAUGCACGGGGUCAUCGAUGAGAUGGACAGAAGAACCAAGAACGAUGUCUCUGCUAUCAGCUCUGUAAUUGAUAGAGGGGAAACUGAAACGAUUAUGCCCUCCAUCAGCAGUGACCGGGCUGCACUCUGUGCUGGGUGUGGAGGGAAGAUUUCAGACCGGUACUACCUCUUGGCAGUUGACAAACAAUGGCACAUGCGUUGCCUAAAGUGCUGUGAAUGUAAAUUAAACCUGGAGUCGGAGCUUACCUGCUUUAGCAAAGAUGGAAGUAUAUACUGCAAGGAGGACUAUUACAGGCGGUUUUCAGUCCAGAGAUGUGCCAGGUGCCACUUGGGAAUCUCUGCCUCUGAGAUGGUAAUGAGAGCCAGGGACUUAGUGUAUCACCUCAACUGCUUUACCUGCAACACUUGCAACAAGAUGCUCACCACUGGGGACCAUUUUGGGAUGAAGGACAAUUUAGUAUACUGCCGGCUCCACUUUGAGACUUUGAUACAGGGAGAAUACCAAGUUCACUUCAAUCACUCGGAUGUAGCAUCAGGGAAGGGCUCAGGACUUGGCACAGGGGCUGCCUCUUUGGGGCUGCCUUACUACAAUGGCGUGGGAACUGUCCAGAAAGGGAGACCAAGAAAGAGAAAAAGUCCAGGUUCUGGGGCAGAUCUAGCUGCCUACAACGCAGCUUUAAGCUGCAAUGAAAAUGACGGAGACCAUAUGGAUAGAGACCAGCAGUACACGUCCAAUCAGAAAUCCAAAAGAAUGAGGACCUCCUUCAAACACCACCAGCUACGAACAAUGAAGUCAUAUUUUGCUAUCAACCACAACCCAGAUGCCAAGGACUUAAAACAGCUUGCUCAGAAGACAGGUUUAACCAAAAGGGUUUUACAGGUAUGGUUUCAGAAUGCACGAGCCAAAUUCAGACGGAAUCUUUUACGACAAGAGAACAAUGGAGUUGACAAAACAUCUGAUUCUACACUUCAAGCUGGGACUCCAUCAGGGCCAGCAUCUGAAAUUUCCAAUGGCUCCAUGAGUCCAUCUAGCACCCCAACAACAUUAACAGACUUGACUAACCCUACCAUGCCAACUGUGACCUCCGUCCUGACAUCGGUGCCUGGCAGCUUGGACAUACAUGAGUCUCGAAGCCCCCCACAAACAACUCUUACGAAUCUCUUCUGAUGACUCUUUAAAAAAUUUCUUUACGAAAGAAAUUAUUUUUAGUCAAUUUCCAAGUGUAUUUUAAUAGAAACUUUGUUCAAUGACUUCAUUACAUUGUUGGGGAUAGUCCUGUUGGAAAGCUUGUCAUUGCUGUUGUUGAAGGACAGCUUGGAAGAAGUAUUUGCAGCACAACAUUUGUGUAACUGUACAGAACCGUGGACUCAACAAAAGAACAAUUAAUUUAAGUUGGCUGAAUCUUCUGUAUUCUCAAAGAUUGUUACGUGCCUUAUAUACUGUCCUAUGAGCAUACAUUUUCUCUGUAUAUUUAUAACCAGAACAAAAUUGUUACAAGUCUGUUAUUUUCAUAAUAGUCACCCAGAUUGUUGGUUUACACAUUUUUGAAUGGAGUCUUUCCUCUACAAUGUUAAUGGAAAAUUUGAGCCGUAAUUGGUCAAUGACAGACAUAUCAUACUAAAGUUUCUACUGGUAUUUUGACCCGGGAUUAGUUAACAGGCUCUGCAUUAGUCCAGACGCAAUCAUUUAUUUGAUUGUGACAUUUCUCUCUGUUUAUUUGUAACUGUAUCACUAGAUGAGUGCAUACAAAUAUUACAACCAACAGAGGGGCCCAUUUUGGUCUUUGCUUGAUCUCUAGUUUCAUUUGUUUCAAAACUAUGUAGCGCUUAUCAAGCAUUUUCCCUGGGCAGGCGAAGAACAAAGUAUUAUAAUAUUAAUUUUGCUCCAUUUUCAUCAGAAAUUCUUUCAUUGGCUGAUGGCCAAUCAACUGUUCCAUCUACCAGUGAUGGAGAUUAGAAGCAGAGAAAAUACAUACCAUUAAUUUAACCUUCCAAUCUUUCACUGUGAAAACUGAUCAAUAAUUGGAGUAAAAUUAUAUUUGCUGGCACUCUGAAAAAUGGAAACAAGCUACUAGUUUAUUUACAUUUCCAGUAUUAUUUCUUUAACAAAAUGUUUCAAAAUUGGUCUGAAAAAUUGGGAUUUUUAAGAAAGUAUGUGCAUAAAGGUGUUUAUGGCUUGUUUUAACAUACAUUGUGGGGAUCAAUGGGUGGCACCAGAAACCCCUUGCUUGCUAAAGACUAAAGCACUGUAACCUUUUUAUUGUCCAGACUGCAUUUGGUACCUUUAGAAAUACAUUAUUGAGAUAACACAGGAGUAGCUUGUAUAUUUUGAUGUUUUAAAAAAAAACAAGACAGGGACCCAAAGAGAGGUCUUCAGUUUCUGCAUAUACACACCAAAAUUUGCACUUAAGAAAUAUUGUUAGUGUUGAGCAAAAACUGUAUGCAGAAGAGGAGAUUCAGAGAGGCACAUCUCCACACUCCUCUAGAGGAAAAAUAUCCUGCCUUGUGCCACAUCUGCCUGAGAUAUUAUGGAGUAUGCUGCAGACCACUCUGAUUUGAGUUUCCGAAGGUAUUUUGAAUUC